CCGGUCGUUUCUUUGCUAUACUUGUCUCUCUUCUCGCCCUCCUCUUGAGAUGGUCGCCCCACCGCCUGCGAAUUCGCAGAGGCAAUACUAUCAGAAUAGCUCUCCCUCUAGCACUUCUUUGCUAGCGCCCCAAGGGCCAUUUGAAGAUCCUAAGCCCGCCUUCGCUAGAGGCCCACGCUCUCUUCGCUCGUCCGCAAGCUCAUCAUCUCUCAACGCCAACCAUGGUGACACUUCCUCCGUUGCAGUACCAGCCUCCAUAUCGGAGAAGUAUGUCCUCCCGCUGGAUCCCGACGCCUUGAGCAGGUCGCAUCUGGUAGACGGACCCGAGCCGGACGAUAACCUGCACAAUCCCGACCCAAGGCGGGAUCGUAAGGGCGAUCGUAGCGGCAGGAUCUUCACCGCCCGAGGCCUCAUGAACCUCGGGUGUAUCGCGGUCCUCGCAGCGGGCACUAUUGCAUUAUUCGCCGGUUAUCCGCUUGCUAGCUACUUCACGAAACAUCCCCUGUCGGCGCUUGGUGGAUUUAACCUCGGUGGGAUCAAUGCCACCGGCCAGAUCCCGGUCAUGCCUGGCAACUGGGGUCUCAUCGACGCCGACACGCCCGACGAUGCGCGCACCAGGGCUGACUACGUCACUGGCAAGGACUGGCAGCUCGUCUUCAGCGACGAGUUCAACACCGACGGCCGCACGUUCUAUCCCGGGGACGACCCGUACUGGGAGGCGGUCGACCUGCACUACUGGCAGACGAACAACCUGGAGUGGUACGACCCGGAGGCGAUUAUGACGCGCAACGGCUCGCUCGAGAUCACGCUCUCGCGCAAGGAGAACCACAACCUGUCGUUCACGGGUGGCAUGAUGUCCAGCUGGAACAAGUUCUGCUUUACGGGCGGUCUCGUCGAGGCGCGUGUGAUGCUCCCUGGGGCGAACAACAUCCAGGGUCUGUGGCCCGCGAUCUGGGCGAUGGGCAACCUCGGCCGCGCGGGCUACGGCGCCUCGCUCGACGGGAUGUGGCCGUAUACCUAUGAUGCGUGCGACGUUGGCACAGCGCCGAACCAGACGGUCAACGGGCUCCCGAUUGCCGCCACGGAGAACGGCGACCCCGGCAAUGGCGAUGUCCUCUCGUUCCUGCCUGGCCAGCGACUCUCGCGGUGCACCUGCCCAGGGGAGUCGCACCCAGGUCCUGUGCACGAGAACAACGAAUACGUCGGACGUGCGGCGCCUGAAAUCGACAUGUUCGAAGCGCAGGUUGGUGGCGAUAAAACGAAAUUCGGUGAAGUGUCGCAGUCUGGCCAGUGGGGUCCCUUCAACGCUGAAUACAAGUGGUUCAAUAACUCGGACACGUUGACGAUCCAGGAUUCUACCAAGAGUAAACUGAAUAGCUACCUGGGAGGCGUGUAUCAGCAAGCCACAUCUGUAGUUACGAAGACGGACCCCGAAGCGUACGAGCUGAGCGGCUUCCAAUAUUCGACUUACGGCUUCCAGUACCAGCCGGGCUUUGGCGAUGCUUACAUAUCGUGGAUCGCGGACGGGCAGCUGGCAUGGGUGCUGCACCAGUCCGGCAUGGCGGCAGAUCCGGUGGUGGAAAUUAGCGAGCGACCUGUGCCCCAAGAGCCGAUGUAUCUGAUCAUGAACCUGGGCAUGUCCAGAAACUUUGGCUUCGUCGACCUUGACCACUUGACCUUCCCGGCGACACUGCGUGUGGACUAUAUCCGUGUGUACCAGGACCCGGACAACGUGAACAUCGGCUGCGACCCGCCCGACUUCCCUACUAAGGCGUAUAUUGAAGAGUACAUCGAGGCAUACACUAACCCCUUGCUCACAACGUGGGUCGAUGACUAUAAGCAGACCAUCCCGAAGAACAAGUUUGUUGACGGAUGCGACGCUUGAAAUCGGCCUUUCUCGAUCAUACCCACUAUACCAGUUUUGUUCGUUGUUGUGCUGUUGGAACGCUUGCGCUAUGGUUUGUUAUAAUAUAUGUUAUUUGCUAG
Messenger RNA from Trametes versicolor FP-101664 SS1, 1986 nucleotides. RefSeq names its product glycoside hydrolase family 16 protein. Gene Ontology annotation, cellular component: plasma membrane; endoplasmic reticulum membrane. Gene Ontology annotation, molecular function: glucosidase activity. The coding region runs from base 50 to 1885 and encodes 611 amino acids. The record is from RefSeq and is a predicted model, not a curated record. Gene Ontology annotation, biological process: (1->6)-beta-D-glucan biosynthetic process; fungal-type cell wall organization. NCBI's taxonomy places the organism in Eukaryota, Fungi, Basidiomycota, Agaricomycetes, Polyporales, Polyporaceae. The transcript is spliced from 12 exons.